AUGGUGAACAAGUUCAAAGGGGAAAUGACGCAAGUACUAAAAUCUUCAACUCGAGAGAACGUUAUCGAUAAAGUUGAAUUAAAACAAUAUGUACUCGUAAAUUAUCGAGAACUCACAAAAUGAUUCUCCUAACAUAAAUUUUAUAGAAUGUGGUUUCUUAAGCUUGUUUCACGAAAGGAAAUCUUCUCGUAUCACUGAACUUUUCAUUUAACGUGUAACGAAAUAUUGUUGAAUCUGUCAGGAGAUUAAUGGUGAACAUUUUCUUUGAAAAGUUCCAAAGAAAAAUGGCACAAAGAUCGUUUACUCGAGAGAACGUUAUCGAUAAAGUUAAAUUUCAGUAGAUUGAAACAAAUCACGUUAAAAUUAUUAUAAACUCGUAUUAUUCCACUGAAUUUUCACACUAUACAAUGAAUAAAAUUUUUAAAUUUAUCAGCAGAUUAAUGCAGAACAUGUAAAGAAUUCAAAAGGGAAACGGUGCGAGGAAUAAUUGUGAAACUCGGGAGAGAACGUUAUCGAUGAAGUUAAAUUUUAACAAUAAAUUGGAACAAAUUGUUACGCGUGGAAAGAUUUGACAGUAUAAAACUUGCUAAACUUAUUUUCAUGUCGCAUCAUUUUCUCACAGCGUGUAAUAAAAUUUUAGAAGAAAAUUUUGAAAGGAGAUUAAUGGUCGCUCGCAUUGUUAUUUCCAACAGAGAGUAUUUACAAGGUGCCGGGCGACGAUACCCACUUUUACGGUACUUUCACCACGUCGACGAACGGAUUGAUGGGCUCGGCGAUUUGCUCGUUCCAUAUCGACGCGAUUCAAGAGGCGUUCCGUGGAAAAUUCAAAGAACAGGCGACGAGCAGCAGCGCCUGGCUUCCGGUGCUCUCCAACAAAGUUCCUGAACCGCGACCGGGUCAAUGUGUGAACGACACUGAAACGUUCCCGGACACGGUGCUGAACUUCAUUCGAUCUCAUCCCCUGAUGGACUCGGCCAUAUCGCACGAGAAUGAAAAACCCGUCUUUUAUAAACGCGACGUGAUGCUCACGCGGUUGGUCGUGGAUAAACUACGAAUCGAUUUCGUCGGCAACGAUUUGGAUUACACGGUCUACUAUGCAGGCUCCAGCGAUGGACGUGUACACAAAGUUGUCCAGUGGAUAGACAGUAACGGCGAGUCGCAGUCUAUCCUGUUGGACGUUUUUGACGUGACGCCAGGCGAGCCAAUUCAAGCGAUGGAGAUCUCGAAGGAGCACAAGGCCCUUUACGUUGCCUCCGACCAUCGAAUAAAGCAGAUCGACCUGGUGAUGUGCACCCGUCGAUACGACAAUUGUCUCCGCUGCGUGCACGAUCCUUACUGCGGCUGGGACAAGGACACCAACACGUGCAAACCGUACGAACCUGGGCUUCUCCAAGAUGUGUCAAACAGCACGGCAGACGUUUGCGACAGUAGCGUGGGUAAACGGAAGCUGGUAGUCACCUGGGGCCAGUCGGUGCAUCUCGGUUGCUUCGUGAAGAUGCCGGAAGUGCUGGCGAAUCAGGAAGUCAGGUGGUACCACUACAGCAAGGAGAAAGGCAGGUAUCAGAUAGCCUACAAGUACGGCGCCGGGGGGGACAAGUUCAUCGAGACGUCCGAGAAGGGUCUGGUGAUCGUUGGCGUGAACGAGCAAGAUGCCGGAAGAUACGAUUGUUGGCUCGGUGGUUCGCUCCUUUGCUCGUACAACAUCACUGUGGACGCGCACAGAUGCUCCGCGCCAGCCAAGUCGAACGACUAUCAGAAGAUAUACUCGGAUUGGUGUCACGAGUUCGAGAAAUACAAGUCGGCGAUGAAGAGUUGGGAAAGGAAGCAAGCGGUAAGUCGUGCGAAUAUUCUUUCUUUCACGAGAUGCAAAUGAAAGCAUCUUUCUUCCUUUUCCUUUUCUCUCUAAUCUUUCGUUAUUCUUCGAGGCAAGAAUUCUUUCAUUUUUAUUCAUGGUCUCGCUUCAGGAUCCUUUGCAGAUUCAUUGCGCAAGAAGUACUUGAAUUUAGAUUUAGACCAGAUUUCUUAGUACGCAAAAUUUCCACGCUUUUUAUUGAUCUUGUUGUUCACAAAUUUAACUAUAAGAAUUGUAAUUAAAUAUAUUAUAGUUAUAAGAACAAGGUCGAACAAUUGAAAGCAAGUAAAUGCUAGAACGAUAUGCUGAUACGAUAUGCAACUUAACACUUCUCACGUAUCGAUUUGAAAUAUUAUUGAUGUUUAAAAAAAAAUCACCGUACAAUAAGCAAUCCAGUUCAAGUAAUAACGUUUCGCGUAUCAUUAAUUUUCGAUUAAUUAAUUUAUAAUAUUAAUUUCAAAACAAUAAGAUCCAAGCAAUAACGGUUUGUGUAUUAUUAGUUUUCAUCCAGCUUGAGGGAAAUUGAACACACGAUCUCUCAUUCGCCUGCUUGAGGAUCCGGACGAUUAUGUCUGUUACAGCAAUGCGCAUCGAGGCAAAACGACAGCAAUCAAAAUUUACACACAAACGAGGUAUACGGCACCCCCUUGGUCUGA
Heterotrigona itama is the source of this 2508-nucleotide messenger RNA. The record is from the annotation of a GenBank genome assembly. Lineage: Eukaryota; Metazoa; Arthropoda; Insecta; Hymenoptera; Apidae.